This is a messenger RNA of Limanda limanda (common dab), 5607 nucleotides long. RefSeq names its product glutamate receptor, ionotropic, N-methyl D-aspartate 2D, a (gene grin2da). Lineage: Eukaryota; Metazoa; Chordata; Actinopteri; Pleuronectiformes; Pleuronectidae. Gene Ontology annotation, molecular function: transmitter-gated monoatomic ion channel activity involved in regulation of postsynaptic membrane potential; NMDA glutamate receptor activity. The record is from RefSeq and is a predicted model, not a curated record. Gene Ontology annotation, biological process: monoatomic ion transport; synaptic transmission, glutamatergic; excitatory postsynaptic potential. The transcript is spliced from 18 exons. The coding region runs from base 1 to 5607 and encodes 1868 amino acids. Gene Ontology annotation, cellular component: plasma membrane; postsynaptic density membrane; postsynaptic membrane.
AUGACGCCGUCGGGUCAGGCCAACGUCAUCUACCUGGCGGUGAACGAGAGCAGCCCGGGCAGCUUGUUACUGCAGCUGUGUGAGCUGCUGGCCACCACGCCACUGCAGGGUUUGGUGUUCGAGGAGGAGAGGCCCCCCCCGCCCAACCGGGCUCCGCUGGCGCCCAUGCUGGAGUUCGUCUCCGCCCAGACGGGGGUCCCCGUGGUCGCCGUAGGGGGAGGAGCCAGCUUGGGACGAGAGCCGCAGGAAACCGGCUCCAUCUACCUCCAGUUCACCUGCUCCACGGCGCUGCAGCUGGAGGUCAUCUUCGAGGUGCUGGAGGAGUACGACUGGACCGCCUUCUCCGUGGUGACCACCCGUCACCAUGGCUACGAGGACUUCCUGGCCAUGGUGGAGGGCAUGACGGACGGCUCGUUCAUCGGCUGGGAGAAGAACAGCGUGGUGAUCCUGAACGUGACGGACGACCCCGGGGGGGCGCGGACCAAGCGGCUGCUCAAAGACCACGAAGCCCAGGUGCGUCUGCUGUACUGUUCCCUGGAGGAGGCGGCGCUGAUCUUCCGUGCAGCCUUGGCGGCGGGUCAGGCCGGGCCCAGUCACAUGUGGUUCGCCGUUGGCCCCGCCCUCUCCGGCCUGGGCCUGGAGGGUUUGCCCAAGGCCUUGUUCGCCAUCCGGCCGCAGGGAUGGAGGGACGAGCCACGCAGGCGGAUUGCUAAAGGCGUCUCGGUGCUCACCCACGGCGCCAUGGCGCUGCGCAGGGACCUGGGGACCAACAGCCGGCUGCAGUACGCCGGCAACUGCCAGAGCGACGGGAACCAGACGCACCGCGUGCACGACCGGAUCAGGUACUUCACCAACAUCUCCAUCGGUGGGCGGGACUACUCCUUCAACAGCGACGGCUACCUGUCCAACCCGCUGCUGGACGUCAUCUCCUACACCAAUGGGCGGGGCUGGGAGGAGGUCGGCUGGUGGGAGAACGGACACCUGCGGCUGCGGUACCACCCCUGGUCCCGGUACGGCUCCUUCCUGAAGCCGCUGGACGACGCCCAGCACCUGCGAGUGGUCACGCUGGAGGAGAGGCCCUUCGUCAUCGUGGAGCCGGCCGACCCGGGAACCAGCUCCUGCAUCCGGGACUCGGUGCCCUGCCGCAUGCCCGUCAACUCCAGCCUGGUGGUGGACAGCGCCGGGCCCAUGAAGCACUGCUGCAAAGGAUUCUGCAUCGACGUGCUGAAGCGCCUGGCCAAGAUCGUGGGCUUCAGCUACGACUUGUACCUGGUGACCAACGGGCGCCACGGGAAGAACAUCGACGGCGAGUGGAACGGCAUGGUCGGAGAGGUGGUGUCCAACCGGGCCGACAUGGCCAUCGGCUCGCUCACCAUCAACGAGGAGAGGUCGGAGGUCGUGGAGUUCUCCGUUCCCUUUGUGGAGACCGGCAUCAGCGUCAUGGUUUCCCGUAGCAACGGCACCGUGUCGCCGUCGGCUUUCCUCGAGCCCUACAGCCCGGCGGUGUGGGUGAUGAUGUUUGUGAUGUGCCUGUCGGUGGUCGCUGUCACCGUCUUCAUCUUCGAGUUCUUCAGCCCGGUGGGAUACAACCGCAGCCUGCAGAGCGCCAAGAAGUCGGGAGGAUCCAAGUUCACCAUCGGGAAGUCGGUGUGGCUGCUGUGGGCGCUGGUCUUCAACAACUCUGUUCCUGUGGAGAAUCCCAGAGGAACCACCAGCAAGAUCAUGGUGCUGGUCUGGGCUUUCUUCGCUGUCAUCUUCCUGGCGUCCUACACGGCCAACCUGGCUGCCUUCAUGAUCCAGGAGGAGUACAUCGACACGGUGUCAGGGCUGUCAGACAAGAAGUUCCAGCAGCCGAACGAGCAGUACCCCCCCCUGCGCUUCGGCACGGUGCCGAACGGCAGCACGGAGGAGAACAUCCGCUCCAACUACCCCAACAUGCACCAGUACAUGAUCCGCAACAACCAGAAGGGAGUGGAGGAGGCCAUCGAGAACCUCAAGACCGGGAAACUGGAUGCCUUCAUUUAUGACGCCGCAGUGCUGAACUAUAUGGCGAGGAAGGACGAGGGCUGCAAGGUGAUGACAAUCGGCUCUGGCAAGGUGUUCGCCACCACCGGCUACGGCAUCGCACUGAACAAGAACUCCCGCUGGAAACGCCCACUGGACCUGGCCCUGCUGCAGCUGGUGGGAGACGAUGAGAUUGAUAUGUUGGAGCGUCUCUGGCUGUCGGGGAUCUGCCACAACGAUAAGAUCGAGGUGAUGAGCAGUAAACUGGACAUCGACAACAUGGCCGGGGUCUUCUACAUGCUGCUCGUGGCCAUGGGCCUCAGCCUGCUGGUGUUCGCCUGGGAGCAUCUGGUGUACUGGAAACUCCGGCACUGUGUGAAGCGAUCGGGGGGGAUGGACUUCCUCCUGGCUCUCAGCAGGGGAAUGUACAGUUGCUGCCAGUUUGAGGAUGAGACCACACCAGGAGGCAGCUCUUUGCCCCAGUACCACACUGUGACCACCAUGCCUGCUGGGGCCCAGCAGCAUCUCGUGACAGCCACGGUAAACAACACCGCGGCCAUUGCCAUGGUGCAGCAUCAUCAGCAGCAGCAGAAGCUCCACCAGCAGCAACAAGGGCAGACCUAUACCUCCAUGCUCCCCGGGUCUCCUCCCACCACAGGGCACUCAGCGAUGGCCCUGGGCCCCUCCAACAGCCCCUUACUGGAAGGCCCCAUGCCGUGCUCCAGCUUCCUACCUCGCCAUGACCGUCGACUCGCUGUCGUGGAUCGCUGGAACAGGCCCAAGCCGGAGAAAGUGAUGAGCGCGGUCAGCGGGGGGGGCGUGGGCAUCGGGGGGAUAGCCGGUGGCAUCACUGAACUCCAGGCCCAGCAGCAGUACCAGCAGAACCUUGGCCAGCACUGGAGCUUGCAGGGGGGGGUCGCAGGUGGAGCAGCAGGUGACACAGGGCUAGAUGAAUACAAGCGCUACUAUGGUCCCAUAGAUCCAGAGGGGCUCGGGACCCACUCCGACCAGCAGGCAGGGGGCGCCCAACAGACUCCCAAAGCUAAUCCACGAGGCCUCAAAGCCUCAGGGAUGUCCCGGCCGCCUCCUAAAGGACCCCCACUAGGCCCGCCCCCACUAGGCCCAGCCCACUUAAUCUCCCAGCCUCCUCCCCUGCUCCCAUCUUCUCCUCGAAGGCCUCCCUUCUGGAGAAGAGGAAGCUUAGUUCAGACAAGAAGAAAAAGCUCAGGAGGUCCCUUGUAUGAGAACAUCCUCCCGCUCGGGAGGCGAGGGGGGGGCCGGUACGGAGCGGGUGAUGGAGCUGGUAGAAGAGGCCGGCGUCCUCUAGCUCCUCCUCCACUACCCGUCCCCCUUUCCUCCCCAACACACACCCCUACCAGCCCCUCCUCCCCAUGCCGUUUAUACUCCUCCUGCUCCAGUGCCUCGUCAUCCUCCACUUCCUCCACGUCAUCCUCAUCAUCUUCUUCAUCCUCUGCUUCUCUCUCCCGGUCCAACUCUCCCUCCGUUUGCUCCAGCGACAGCUCCUACAACUCCUCGCUGAGUUUCCGGUAUCGCGCCGGCGAUCGAGAGCUGACGGUGGACGACGACUACGACUCCGACCUUCUGACGGAGGAGUCCAGCCUUCUCCUGGGCUCACGGAGGAAGAUCCGUUCACGGCGCAUGUCAUCACGCUCUUUGCCAUGCAGCCCGCCACCUCCACCAAUCCCUCCCCGGAAGCCACGCCCCCAGCGAGAUCACGGCAGAGAGAGAACCGGCAGCCAGCUCGCCCAGUUACAGGAGUGGUGGGCGUCAUGGGGCGACAGGGAGCGAGGGAGACAAGGAGCGACAACUGUCCGGGGAGAUGGAGGGGUGGGAAAGGAAGAGAAGAGGCAACACAAAGAGAGGGAGCGUGAAAGGAAGAGGAGGAAGAAGGGCCGAAAGAAGAAGAAGAGGGAAGAUAGGGAAAGGGAAAGGGAGCGGAAGCGGCGUAAAGCAAAGAAGAAGAAGAAGAAGGAUGAUAAAGUAAGGAAGAGAGAGAGAAAGAGGUCUGAGCAGGAGGGAGGAGAUCCCGAAAAAAGGGAGGAACUUAAAUCAGGGACACUAGAAUACCCAUCGUACCCAGCUCUGAGAAGGGAGUCCUUUCGGAAAAAGAGUGAAAGCUCCAUCAGAAGCUACGGAUGGAAUAUCCCCGGGGACGAAGAGAGAAGGGAAGAGAAAGAGAGGGAUGAAGCAGAGGACAGCCGAGGAAAAGAAAAGGUCCUACGGAGAAGGAACAGCAAGCACUACCAAGGCGCCACCACUAAGCCUUCGACAUCUGUAAAGUUCUGGGGAGCGGGAAACCCGACCUCCGACACUAUCCCAUCUGCCUUCCUGCCUUUGGUGCCUGUCUCCUCUAAAAGGAGGAAGAGUAAAAGCUCUGACAGGGAAGGUGUCGGAGUGGAGGUGGAGAGAAGGCCUCUGUUGGCAAGGGACGGGAGGAGCGAGAUGCAUUCCAAAGAGGGGUUGUCCUUUCACGAGUGGGAGUCCGAUGGAGAGGAUGAGGAGGAGGAUUCUGAGCAGGAGAGGAGGAAGGCCGGGGGGCGAGGGAAGCGGCGCCGAGCGGGAAGGACGAUGUCCGACGAGGAGCGGGAACGAGACAAGGUCGUCGGGAUAUAUUCUGAUGACGAUGCUUCUUCUGGGGAGUUUGGGAAGUUCGAGCGGUACUGGGAGGACCAUGAAGGAAGGGCGGUGGGAGGGAUCGGAGGGGGAGGUUGGUUUUUCAGCACCUACCCUUCCAGGGAGAAGGUCGGCAGCAUCAACAGCAGAGAUGACCUGUUCCUGGAGAGGGGCGAGAGGUGGGGGACAGCAGAGAUCGGGUGGGGGUCCGGUGGAGGAGGAGGAGCAGGAGCAGGAGGAGGAGGAGGUGGUGAAAGAAGUUGGGGAUCAGGGUCACACUGGCCGCCUCCUCCUCUUACCCCACCACCUCCUCGGCGAUACUGGUCGGUGGAUAAACUCCACAUCCAGGACGAGAAGAAGAGUAAACGCAAGUCGAAGGACAAAGGCCGAGGGCGGGCGGCCUACUCCUCCCGCCACUCGCCGCGACAUCACCCGCACCCCCACUCAGCCAAAUGGGCCCGGGUCACCUCAAGAAGCCAGGAAGAGUUGUACCGCCAUUGCCAGAGUUUCCCCCUGAAGCCCAAGCAUGACUCCUCCUCCUCCUCCAAGCCCGACCGCUCACAGAAUCCAUCCAAGUCCGGGAGUCAGUCCAACCUCAUCCUCCAGCAGCGGACUCAGAGAGCCGAUAGGGAUCGAGGAAGGCCACAGUCCCCGCCCCCAACCCUCUUACCUAACUUGCCACCCCCACUCCCUGCCCUCCCGGCUCCUCCCUCCUCAUCUCACCCGAUCCAUGCUCCUCCCCCUACCUCGUCCUCUUCUGUAUCCUCCCCCUCCGUGGUCUCCUCCACCCCGGGGGCCCUCCAGUCCUCCUCCAUGGCUUCGGCAAGUGCCAAACUGCAGUACCAGAGGUUGCGCUCGGUACCCCAGCCCCAGAGGUUUCCUCAGUCUCCUCACUUACCACUUAAAGCCAAGAGCCUUUGCUCCCGAAGGGGCUCGGCCCACUUCUCCAGCGUGGAGAGUGAGGUCUGA